Thamnophis sirtalis is the source of this 5538-nucleotide messenger RNA. Lineage: Eukaryota; Metazoa; Chordata; Lepidosauria; Squamata; Natricidae. The record is from RefSeq and is a predicted model, not a curated record.
UGAACUCCCCAGUACCCCAUCUGGGCAUGACUCUGGCACGCAAUAUGCAAGGAAAUAAAAUGAUUGCAUGUGGGCCGGGCGUUGAACAACAUUGUGACAAAAAUCUCUACGUAAGUGGAAUCUGCUACCUGUUUGACACCAAACUGCACAACCCCCAAAACAUAACAACUGGAUAUCAAAAGUGCCUGAAAGGCAAAGUGGACCUGGUGUUUCUUUUUGACGGGUCAGCCAGCAUGAAAACAUCUGAGUUCAUGACUAUCAAGCAGUUCAUGAUUGACGUCAUGAAAGAAUUGUGGAACAGUUCUGUACAUUUUGCUGCUGUGCAGUUUUCAGAAGAUGCCAAACUUGAAUUUGAUUUUAACGACUAUACCAGCAAUCGAAAUCCUGAACAGCUCUUGGCCAACGUGGUUCAUGCCGAGCAAAUAACAAACACCUUCAGAGCUAUCAAAUUUGUGGCAAAUGAAGUCUUCAUUCCCGAACGUGGCACCCGAAAAGAAGCAAACAAAGUGAUUGUCAUUAUCACCGAUGGGGACGCCUCAGACAGGGACAGAGGACAUAUAGAAGCUGUCAAGAAAAAGAACAUCUUGCGCCUAAUCAUUGGGAUUGGUAAUCACCUUAAUUCACCUGAUUCCCAAGAGAAUCUCAAGCGGAUUGCCUCGGAACCCACAAGUCAAUUUUUUAAAAUUCUUGCCAGCUUUGAUGAGCUCAAAGACAGCUUCAAUGAUCUCCAGUCUAAUAUCUUUGCUAUUGAAGGUACCAGUGACAGCAGAUCCUUCCACCUGGAAUUGUCAUCCAGCGGAUUCAGUGCAGAUAUAUCCCAGGAUCAUGUGAUUCUUGGUGCUGUGGGUGCUGACAACUGGGCUGGGGGCAUUCUAGAGCAGCAGCAGGAUUUUGCCGGUGAAAGAUUCAUUACAACUCCCUCAGUACGCAAAGAGAUGGAAGGUGCCUACCUGGGGUACACACUCAGUUUUCUCCAGCAUCGUCAGAAAGCAUUCUACGCCGUUGGUGCCCCUCGAUACCAACAUAUGGGAAGGGUCCUCAUAUUUGAGGUUGAUGCCAAAACUCAGAACUGGACUUUAAAGCAAGAAAUUAAAGGGCAACAGACUGGAUCCUAUUUUGGAGGAGUGCUUUGUGCCGUGGACAUAGAUGGUGAUCAAGAAACAGACCUGCUGCUUAUCGGGGCCCCGCAAUAUUUCACCGAAACGAGAGGAGGCCAGGUUUACGCAUAUGGUUGGGAAGAGGAUAAUCUCGUUCUCCUUGGAGAAUUUAAUGGGGAUUUAGGACACCCCUUGGGCCGAUUUGGAGCAGCCAUCACAGAUCUGGCAGACAUCAAUGGGGAUGGACAGACGGACGUGGCUAUAGGAGCUCCCUUAGAGGAUGAGGAGAGGGGAGCUGUCUACAUCUACAAUAACCUCGAGAAGACUCUGCUUAUGGAGUACAGCCAGAGAAUCACUGGAGCCAGCAUUUCUCCUGGUCUGAGAUACUUUGGACAGUCCAUCCAAGGAAAGACAGAUCUCCGUGGAGAUGGUCUCAUCAGCAUUACAGUAGGAGCCUUGGGAAAGGUGAUGGUUCUCCAAUCCAGACCAAUUGUUAACGUGGCCACACAAGUUACUUUUGAGCCCAAGGAAAUUCCAGUGAAAGAUGUUGAAUGCGCUGGGAAUAGCAAAUCCUGGCAAAAUAUAAAUUUGAAACUUAGGAUCUGCUUCAAUAACAGCUUUGCCACAGAGAGUUACAAAGGGCAUCUGUCUGCAAAACUCUUGUUCCGCUUGGAGAUUGACCCAGAUAGGGUGAAAUACCGAGGAGAAUUUAGGAAUGGCAAGAAUAUUAUAAACGGAGCCGAAGAAAUCUCUCUAAAGCCAGUGUGUGUACUGGAGGAAAUUAAUAUCACGAAUUGCAUUGAGGAUUACUUGUCAGCCAUCAAGCUCCUUGUGAAUUUGUCCCUUGAGGAAGAUGAUUUACUGAAGACUGGACUUCCUAGGCCUAUUCUGAAUCCUUUAAGCAAUAGGACAAUGGUGGAGAUUCCUUUUGACAAGAACUGUGGAACAGAUGACAUCUGUGUGGCCGACCUGAAAAUCACCUUCCAUUCUUCAGGGUCUAAGGAACUGGUUGUAUCUCCUCAAUAUCCACUGGAAAUGAAUUUGGAACUGGUGAAUCAGCGGGAAGAUGCCUAUUUUACGAUGCUCUACGUGCCUCUGUUGCCAGGCCUUUCUUUCCGCAAACAUUCAGUGCUGAAAUACAAUGCUCUCGUCAUCCUGCAGUGUAAUUCAAUGCUUCGUCGUCAGGACUUUCAAGGCCUUGCUUGCAACGUCAGUCACCCCAUCUACAGGAAUAGCACAAAGGCUUUGAUACAGCUUCAAUUUGGUGUGCUCGAAAACAUGGACUGGAAAGAAAACCUGGAGAUGGUGGCGUAUGUCACUAGUGAAAAUGAGGAUAAUGAAACUCUUCAAAACAACAGAGCUGUUCACAGCAUCCCUGUGAAGUACCCCAUCAACAUCAUUAUCAAGAGGUUAGAAACAUCUAACCAAUACAUUGACUUUAGUUCUGAACGGCAAGAAAACAAGACCGUGACACACUCCUACCAAGUAACUAAUUGGGCCCUGGGGAAGUUCCCACCACCUAAAGUAUUGGUGUAUGUCAACGUGCCAACUAAAGUUCCUUCUGGACUGAUAUGGAAGAUUGGUAAAAUCCUAACUGUGGAUCCUGAUGUGAAUUGCCAGCCUGAAAAGAACAUGACCUUAAGGAAUUAUCCCACGUUAAUUAAGCACUGGCCAGUUGAUGAAUACCUUAUCUACAAAUGUGAUCUUGGACAGAUAAAUUCAUCUAUGAUCCAUAUAACUGGGAUGAUGUCUACCCAAAACAAAUCAGAGCACUCUCUUCAGGCCAAACUUUCCACAGCCUUGUGGGUUGAAUUUGAUACUGGAAGAUAUAAAAAUGUCUACAGUCAUGAAUUUGUCCAAGUUCAGGUCACAGAAAUAGAAGUGAUAAUUAUGAUGAAUUAUCUCCCAAUUAUAAUAGGCAGCGUCAUUGGAGGCUUGUUCUUACUUAUUCUCUGCAUUGUAGUACUUUACAAGUGUGGGUUCUUCAACCGGAAUUAUAAACAGAAGAUAGAAAAUCAAGGAGAAAAUGAAAAUGCUGCACAAACAGCUGACAAUCCAGAAGAUGGUGCAGAGAAGGAAGGUUCUAAUACGGAGAAAGAGAGCCAAAACAAACUCCUUACAGAACCGUCGAAUACAGAAAAUGAGACCCAAUGAUCAAAUCAUGUUUCUCUCCAGAGACUACAUCCAGGCUAUUUGUUAUAAAUGCUCAGUGUGUCUGUAUGUGUAGGGAGGGGGGGAGGGGUUAGGAGUCAGGAGACUGCGGUGCUGGUAAUGAUGACUUCCUUUUUCCUUUCAAAAACGAAAAAAGAAGCUAUCGUUGCAAUUAUUUCAAGUGCUUCCACUGACCGUCUUAGAAAAAGAUCCAUAAUACGUGUCUGCUGAGGCAGAAGGUAGGUACGCAGGAUGAGAGGACCAGAACAAGAUGCAGGCAGGCAAAUGUGUUUGUCUGCAUCCUCUGCUAGUCCUUUAAUCUGAGACAAAUCUGCUGUUUUUGUGUUCAUAUUGUCAUGAGAUUAUUUUCUAGACGAUAGCAGAUUUUGGGAUUCUGGACCUUUGGCCUUUGUUCGUCUUAUUUGUUGCACAGCAGAAAUGGGUAAGACUUAAAAGGGGAAUUAUGCGAAUUCCCUCACUUGGCAAGGGAUGAAAUAAAUUCUCUGGAAUUCUGGACAGUAACUACCAGCAGAUGGUUAGAUAAAUAAAUGUCAACUUCCAAAACCAAGAACCAUGCGCUGAGUUACUCCAAAGCAGUUCCCUUUAUUGUUCCUCAUCUAUGGACAGAAAUCUUGCCACACUAAAGCAAAUCAAUAAAGAUAUACACCAAAUUGCUACCUUAAGCCUCUUCCUCCUAAUCAAACUACAUAAACUUUGCUGUCUCUCAGUCCUCUGCAAUGCGACCUCUCCAAUGCGGCCCCUCCCGCCUCGGAAUCCAGGCUAUUUUCACCACAUCUCCACCCUUGGAGAUUACAGGGGUCAAAUCCAACCAUCACUUCAGCUUUCUUACUGGAGUCUAAAAUCCCUAUCUUGGCAACUCUCAAAUGAAUGGGAGGAGACAGAAUGGCUUGGACCCUAGUCAGGAGCUUCACCAUCUUAAGCACCAUUAUGCCCUGCAUGAUGUCUCUAAAUAACCUUAAUUAGAUUUAUAUUACUUCCCAUAUUUAGUAUGGAAGGGAACAAAAGAGAUGGAAACAUCCACCCCCAAACAUAGAAGCAAGAAACAAGAAAGGUAACAAAUGACAAUCUGUUGCGGGCUAAGCCCUUGGAAAUAGUAAAGUAUUCUGUCAUCAGAAAAUUUGGAGCAGAACAGAAUCUGUAAAUCAGGAUCCAACUUCAAACAAACAAACAAAAAAGGCAGUGUGUGUUAUCAAAGUUAUAUGGCCUUCAAACUGGGAUUGUUUGAACUUUUCAUUGAUCACUUUUGCACUUAUUUCUAUUCUAUGUUAAAAUAUUUUGGGGGAAACUUUUUAAAUUUAUAUUUUCUUCACCAUAUUUCAGUAAGGACUUUCUUAAAUAUAUAUUUUGGUAAUGUAUUUGCUAUAAUGUAACUUUCUCAGAAAAUCUGUAACAGUAAUGUGAACAAAUAGAAUUACAAUAGAUAGAUAAUAAUUUCACAGACGGUGGCCAAAAUAAAUGUCUUAGAUAAUUUUUACCUUAAUAAAUGAAAUCAAUUUUCCAGAACAAAAAAAGUUUAUAUUCCAUAAUCUCCGUAUAUCAAAAUCACUAAUGAAAUCCCCCCAACUUUGAAAAGAGGUUGGCUGUGCUGCUUCUUUUUUUGGGGGGGGGGAGGGGUCAAGGUUAAGCCUUCAGUGUAUAUAUGCAAGUUAUAUGCAAGUGUCAUGAAUGAUUUAAAAUGUUGAGUAAUAAUCCUGGCUCAAUUUAAAAGAAUGCAGGGUGCUUGAGUGGAAUCAAAAAGAGCAUUUAUUAGUUCAGCAGAGGGAGACACAGAAAAGAGAGAAAGAUUAGAACGUUACAAAAAUAACUACAGUUGGGAGAGAUUCAGAGCAUGCAACAGAAGUUUCAAAAGCUGUUCUAGUUAAAUAUUGGAGUCUUAAGAGUGUCCCCACAUUCUGCUGGGUUCCUAAGUAACAAUUGUGAAAAUAAAACAACUGUAUUAUCUUUUAUGUCAUCCUCCCGCUUCCCAACUUCCUAAGUCAAUUAUUUCAAAGCUUAUAGACUGAAUUGAAGAAAAAUUUCUCCCAAAUCAACUCCUGGAAUCCAGCAAGAAUUGCCACCAUAAGGAAAGGCACCCACUUAUUUAUAAAUAAGGCAUCUUACCUUGGAAGUGUUGUGAAACUUUUUUUAAAACAAAACUUGGGCUGGAUUGGUAAGUAUAAUACAGCAUGUACAUAGGUAGAGUUAACGUUUAAAAACGGACUGACUAAAAUCAUCCUUUGGAAUUAUUUUGAUCCGCAAACGGCACAAGACUUGGAAUGAUACAGGGAGC